Messenger RNA from Oryzias melastigma (Indian medaka), 7946 nucleotides. It is a transcript of the gene cspg4, whose product is annotated as chondroitin sulfate proteoglycan 4. The transcript is spliced from 11 exons. NCBI's taxonomy places the organism in Eukaryota, Metazoa, Chordata, Actinopteri, Beloniformes, Adrianichthyidae. Bases 81 to 6905 code for a protein of 2274 amino acids. The record is from RefSeq and is a predicted model, not a curated record.
GCUGGAAAGUCAUUCAGCCCAUUCUGAAUGGAAAGUGUUUAACGUGAGAGAAGGGGGACUUAACUUCCAACGAGGCAAUCAUGAGACUCCUCAUCGGUGCCUUCCUGGCCGUGCUGCUGUCCCUCCCCGGCCCCUGUCAUGGAGAUUCCUACUUCGGAGACAGCUUUUGCAAACUGCAACUCUUUCAAGACAUCUCCACGUUCGAUCUGUCCCUACAAAUCAAGACGAGUCGCAGGAGCGGUCUUCUCCUCCUGGCUGCAGGAAUAGAGGACUACCUCUUCCUCGAACUUCUUAAUGGGAAAUUACAGGCUCGAAUGAACAUGGGGGCCGAUGAGAUCAUACUGACUUCCCCUGAUGGAGUACAGCUCAACAACCUCCUGGACCACAAGCUGUCACUGAUUUUGGGAGAUGGCAGACUUACCAUGACGAUCGAUGAUACCUUUGAAACAUUUGUCGACGUUAACAUUGAUGGAGUACUGCUGAACAUUGACCAGGGUGUGUGGCUCGGAGGAACCGGAGAUUUGGACGCCACCUACCUUAGCAAUGCCAUCCCCCCAUUCCGUGGCUGUAUGACUGACAUAAAGUUUGUUUCACACCAGUUUGACAUCCUCGGCUCUGUGUUUAAAGAGUGCCAAGACACAAAGGAAUCCUGUAGCAGUGAGUUUGAAGAGAACGAUGGGGAAGCAACAAGUUUCAGCACUCCUGAUUCCUUUGUGUCCUUCCCUACAUGGAGUGAGCUCGCUGGGGCUACAAGGACCUUGGAGUUUCUAAUGAAAACCACAAUAGAGGAUGCUUUGCUUGUUUUUCACCCUGGCAGAGAAUCAGACUUCAUCGCUGUUGGUGUGGUGAAAGGUUAUCUCAAAGGAAUACUGGAUGUUGGGAAUGGUAUUGUGAUGCUUGACAAUACCGAAGUGCAGCUUGAUGACGAUCAGUGGCACAGAGUUAAGGUUGAAGUCAGCCAGAACUCAUUUGCUCUCGUUGUCGACAGCCAAUCGUCGUCCCAUUCUUUUGACUCAACAGCUAAACUGGAUUUGGUUGGAAACCUGUACGUAGGAGGCAUACAGGGAAAAAUGAAAGACCUCUUCCGAGAGAGCGGUUCUUUGAGUCGUUUCGAGGAUGACUUGACAUCCGAGUCCUUCAUUGGAUGCUUGAACGAAAUCAAAGUCAACCAAAGAGAUCGAAACUUACAAGAUGCUUUGGUGACCAAAGACGUUCAUGUUAAAUGUGAAGGAGAUGACUAUGAUUACUCGAGUUACUACGACCCAGAUAUGGUAACAACAUCUCCACCUGACCACAUUACAUACACCACUGUUAGUUUGAAUGAAGAACAAUGCCAUCCAACAGAGAAUGUCCCUGAGAUAUUCAAAAACAUAACGAAACUUCUUGCUACCGCCCCUCUGCUGGUACCGGAUGGAGGAGAGGCGUUUCUUGAUAUCACAAACUUAAAUCCUACAUUUGACCUCAGGGCAGCGGGAAUGCAACCAUCUCAAAUCAUCUUCACUCUCCUGACUGAUCCCCUUUUUGGCCUGGUGGAUAUAAACACAAACAUCCAGGGGACCAAAAAAUUCACUCUUCAACAUGUUCUCGAUAGGAAGAUUAAAUAUAUGCAUGAUGGAAAUGUACUAGACACAGAUCAGAUCAAUUUAGAAGUAGUGCCUAAUAGCAACAACAUCCUCCCAGAAUGCUUAAAAGCUCCUCACAAACUUGGACUUCCAGUGAAAAUUCAAGAGGAAAGAAGAAGAGAAAUUAACAUUGUAGAAAAUGGCCGCACUCGCAUGUCAGUCACGGAUUUUGAUUUGGAGAAUUAUGAUGACUUAGAAAUACUUGUAGGUUCAACAGAAUUUGGUUACUUUGGAAAUGGCAAAGAACCAGGAAAAAAGAUUUCAGAUUUCACCUCCAGAGACUUGAGAGAUGGAAACAUCUUUUUUGUACAUGAAGGGGGGAGCCCUUUUGAAAUACCUGUUAUGAUGUCAGAUAGCUAUUCAGUAAGCCUGAAUUUUUAUUAUAAGUUCAUUCCAAUUCAACCACGAAUCACUGUUGCCAAUGAGAAUGCUCCUAUUACACUGGCCUACAACCGUCAAGCAUCACUUGGAACUCAGAAUAUGGCUAUUUUGCCUUAUCCUCAAAAUGGAGACAUUUUGUUUAAAGUAACGCAACCCCCCAAAUUUGGGGAACUAAAAAUUCGGGCAAGUGACGGAUGGUACAAACAAGUGACCCGUUUUUAUCAGUCCGAUCUGGAGAAAGACCACAUCAGAUAUGUUGGAAAAAAUAUUGAUCAUUUAGACAAAACUGAAGAGGAUAAAAUCCUUUUUGAGGCCAGCCUUGGCCAGACUUCUCUUUCAAACCAAGUUUUGUCUGUCAUAAUUACACCACAAGAAGAGACUAUGCCAGAACUGGAGCUUAAAGUUGGGGAAGAAAAACACAUUGGUAUCAAAGAACUUGACAUUUUCUUGAGUGACACAAAUUCAGAUCCAAAUUCCUUUAGAUAUAUUGUAGUCAAACCUCCAAGACUUGGUAGUCUACAACUGUCUGGUAAAGAAUUGAGUGAAAGAGACAACUUUACUCACAAGGAUCUCUUAGAUAAUAAUGUUAGUUUUAGAGCACCACAAAUAGAUGAAACUAGUUUAGAUCAUUUUGUGUUAAUAGUACUUUCUGAAGGUCGGUACUCUCCUCUGCAUAGGUUCACCGUAAAUAUCCUUGCCAGAAAAGAUGAUAUUACAAUGACCAAUGAAAAGCUGGUUGUUGUGCGAGGUGGUGAGCAGACUCUGGACAAAGGUUACCUUUGGCUGCAGUCUCCUACUUCUAGCUCUUUUUUAUACCGGGUCACAAAGGAACCAAUGUAUGGGCGACUCAUUAGGGAUUCUCUUCCAGGAGAGGCACGAUUUGAAGGGGCCAUUCGAGUCUUUAGCAAUGAAGACAUUCUAAAUAACAGGUUGAUAUACAAGCAUGAUGGCUCAAGGACACAUUCUGAUGAAUUCCACUUUUCAGCAACUGGUGAAGGUUCACAUGGUGUGGAAACGGUGGAUGGUGUUGUCAAAAUAUCUAUCCAGUUAAAGAAUGAACAUUCUCCUGUGAGGAUUGUGGACAAAGUCUUCAAAGUGGUCCGCCGUGGUCAGCGCUUGCUAACGACAGAUGUCAUUCAGUUCAAAGAUGAGGACAUGGGCUUUAGUGACAGUGGGAUUGUCUUUGCUCGGGAAGGAAUUCUCUCAGGCAACAUUGUCUCUGCAUCAAAUCCACUACAGCACAUUUUCCGUUUCACUCAAGCUGACCUUAGAGACAAGAAAAUCUUGUUUCUUCACCAUGGAGCAGACGUGGACCGCUUUGAAAUACAGGUGUCGGAUGGUAUCCACAAGACAACUGCCCUGCUUGAGAUUCAGGCUGGUGACCCUUACUUGCACGUUGUGAACAACACAAUGGUGGAAGUUGACAAUGACGCCACCCAGACCAUUGACACCACCCAUCUGAGUGCUGACUCCAACAUGGACAUCAGAGACUACAGUGAGAUUAAAUUCCAGAUUACAUCUCCACCCAACCACGGCAAUGUGGUUGUGAGUGGCAUUGAGGCCACAGAGUUUACUCAAGAGGAUUUAAGGAAAGGAGUUGUGUCAUACACGCACUACGGAGAGAGCCAGAGACCCAGCGACUCCUUUAAUUUCACUGUUCAAGCCAAAGGGUUGUCUGAAAAAGGAACAUUCAGGAUUAAGAUUAACCAGCUUUCCUAUUCCGUGCCUGAGGUAGUAGCCAAUGAGGUCAUCAUCAACUUUGGAGGAGAACAUACCAAAAUCGACAGUAACCUAUUAAAGGUGCAGGCCGGUGAUUUUGCUCCCACAGAAUUGCAGUAUUCAGUCAAACAGUUUCCAAGGCUUGGUCAUGUGGCCAACCUAACGACCAGUUCAGACGGUAUGGUCCUCACCCCUAUCAGCUCCUUCACGCAGGACGACAUCGAUCAGGGCCUCAUUGUCUAUGUGUCCCUUACCGAUCAGGGCGUGGACACUUUCAUGGUGGAUGUUGAGAGCGAUUAUGGCAUGCUGAGAAACGUGAAGAUGAAUGUGGAGAUUGUCCCUCACAUGAUUCCUGUCCAGGCCUUCAACUUUUCUGUCAAAGAGGGUUUCAGCAGGGAAAUCAACGCAGAUGUCUUAAACAUUUCACAUUCGUUCUACAGCUCGAAAAACAUUGAGUUUGUGGUGGAAGCGUCUCCCCAACAUGGUGACAUCCGUUACCAAGACGGAUAUCAACUGAACUAUUUCUCUUGGAGAGAGAUAAUGUCUGGAGAUAUAUUCUACGUCCAUGACAGCAGCGAGACCACAGAAGACAGUUUUACUGUCACCGCUUCCUGUCCUGAGAUUCGUCGCAGGAGCCUCCCCGUCACCAUCGCAGUCACUAUCAUUCCCGUCAACAGCCAGCCGCCCAUGCUGAUACGCAACGCUGGCCUGGAGAUUCGAGCCGGUGACACAGCGGAAAUCACGUCCAGCAUGUUGAGCGCUGAGGACGAAGACACGCCCCCUGAGGAGCUGGUCUACAACAUUGAAAUGCUGAGCCACGGGAGGGUGGCCCUGAAGGAGAAGCCUGGGAUGGACAUCAGGAAUUUCACACAGGCUGACAUUAAUGAAGAGAGGGUCAUCUUCAUUGAUGAGGGUGAAGAGAAGAGCAGGUUAAGUUUCACCGUGACAGACGGCGAGCACACAUCCCCCCUCUACCAAUUUGAGAUCACGGUGAAGCCAGCCACCAGCACCCCGGUGACACAUGAAAAGCUCCUCAUGUUUCCAGGAACGAGGCAGCAGAUCACCAUCUCCAACCUGGAGCCUGUGAGCAACGGGGACGGCAGGGAGGCGCGAUUCUCUCUCGUCCGUUCACCUCGGUUGGGAAGACUUAUCUUGGCAAACAGAAAGAACCAGUUUGAGGAAAUUAACAGUUUUUCCCAGUCACAGUUGGAGGCAGGGGCGGUCUACUACGAGCACCAGCUCCCUGCUGAGCCCUUCUGGUUGGUUAAGGACGAGCUGGAGUUCAGGGUGGAAUCAGAACCGCCACGCGACACCCACCAUAUCCUACCCAUUGAUAUCUCCUUUUACGCCGUUCACAGCAACAUCACCUCCCAGCUGUGGAGGAACACAGGUCUUGAGGUCGUGCAAGGUCAAAGGAAAACCAUUGACAAGUCAAUCCUUGACGCUUCCAACCUUCUGACACUUAUUCCUGAAUCAGAAGAACGGGACGUGCUUUAUAUGAUUAAACGUUUCCCUGAUCAUGGUCGUAUUACCCUUGGUGGUCAGGACCUUUCUCACAACACCCAGUCCUUCACCCAAGAAGAUGUUUCACAAGGGCGGGUAGAGUAUCUCCACGAUGACUCCAGGGGCCCGUCUGAUAGUUUCUCUUUCCGUGCCCGUCUAAAGCUUGAAAGGGGAGGGGUACCCCACCGUGCUGAGAACAUUAUACUAGAGGAAGUCUUUCAGAUAUCCGUCAAACGACGAGGGUCUGAGCCCCCUGAGCUUGUCACAACAGAUGUUCUCCUGGAAGUUCCUCAGGGAUCCAGGACAGUUAUCAAUCAGGAGUAUCUCAACACACAGGACGAAGACAGUCCGCCUGAUGAAGUACGCUUCAAGGUGACCAAAGCACCGACCAAUGGUCGGUUUUAUAACAUACGUACUAUGGAGCCGAUCUCUGAGUUCACACAAGAAAUGGUCAACAAUAACCAGGUGGCUUUCUACAGCGACAACAGUCUGAGAAAUGGUUUUGUGGAAUUUGUUGUCACGGAUGGGGAACACGAGACAGAGAGGUUCACUUUACACAUUGGCAUCCUGGCUCACACUCUUUAUCUCCACCAAGCCCAAGAGAUCAGAGUGAAGCAGGGUGACGAUGAGACUUUGGUGACAGAGGAGAUGUUGAAGGGUACCACAAACGGUCCCACUGAGGAGGCAAUCCUUUACAAGAUCACAAAUGUUCCAAAGUAUGCUGCCAUUAUGGUUGACCGCCAACCUACAUCUGCAUUCACCCAGAAACUGAUCAGAGAAGGCAGAGUCAGUGUCCGCUUUGUCAAGUCCACUUCCCCUCAAGACACGGUUUCCUUCACAGCCCGCAGCCGGAUUGCAAACGUUUCCUCGGUCCUCAACAUCACUGUUCAACCUUUGGCUAACAUUGCCCAGGAUCCUCUGUUACCCCAGGGGGCACUCAUCCAACUAGACAAACGGCUUCUUGAUGCAACUCCUCUGGCCAACAAGACAAGGACAACUCCCACAUUCACUAUCACCCAGCAGCCGAAAGGGGGUCGAUUCCUGAAACCUGGGGGGCAACCUCUGGAGUCAUUCAGCCAGAAGGACCUUGAUGAGGGUCGUGUAACUCUAGAAAUAGAUAACCCUUCAGAAAAAGGAAGUGGUCCUAACCAGGAUGAAGCCCACUUCCUCCUCAAAGCACAUGGAGUCCCUCCUGCGGAAUGUGUGCUUUCCUUCCAGACAGGCCCCUACAACUCCUCUGGGCUUUACCCUGUCACUUUGUUGAGAGUCCCUGGUGGUUUUUCUCAUAACACCCCCCGAACCCCGCGUCUGAGAGGUGACAUGGACUGGGCCUGGACCACAGCAUCAUCUGCCUCUGACUCUCACGUGAAACCUAUAACUCGUCGCAGCAGCAUCUGGUCCAUUCUCAUCCCCAUUCUGGUAGUGCUCCUCCUCUUGUUGUUAGCCGCCAUUGUAGUGUACUAUUUGGUCCACAAAAACAAGACAGGCAAGCACAAUGUCCAGACGGCAUCCUCAAAGCCCAAAAACGGAGAGGUGGCCGGCACAGAAACCUUCCGCAAAACUGAUCCAGCUAAUAACAUCUCCAUGUCCAACAUGGACUCUAAAGAUGCAGACCCUGAGUUGUUGCAGCACUGUCGGACAUCAAACCCGGCCUCAAAAAAGAACCAGUACUGGGUUUGAAACACUUUGCAACCUCUUCAAACCAUUCCUAUCAGUAUUACAGACUUCUGCAAGAUGAAAGGAACACUUUGCUCCGCUUUUGCUUCUUCUCAGUAUAGCUGUGGACAAAUUCUGAAGGAAACACUGAACAACAAAAGAGGCCGUUGUGGAUGUUAGGAGGUUCAUGCCAUAUCUAUUUAUUUCAUUUUUGUGGUUUGUCAAAGGGCACAAACACAGACAUGAACAUGUCAGAUGUUUGCAACAAUUUAUUGUGGAGUGCUCUAAUAUUGUAUCAAAUUUAUCUACAAACAUUAACCAGAAUAGGUAGUCUUAAUCCGAUGUAGUUUAUUUUAAUUGUUGGUUCAGUAAUUUUGAUAAACUUGUACAUAAGUAAUGAGGUCAACUUGUUUCCUCAUGACAAGGACAAAAUGAUUCUUUUAAAGAUUUUAAAUGUUGUUUCUCAGGGCUAAAUUCACACCCAUUAAACAAUAGCAUUCAGUUUUAUGCUAGGCUAAUCCUCUCCUGUCAUCCCACACAGAUCACACACAAAAAAAUGAAUGUUGUCAAUCUUCAUAGUCGCAAACAUUUUCAUUUUGACUUGUUAAACUUGACCUUGUUAAAAAAUGACCAGGUUUGAUGAAGUUUAGCCCCAAAUAUCUUCUUUUUUUGUAAUAUAGCCUAGCUUAAUUUUUGCUAACUUCCAAAAUGGAACCAACAGGCAGACAUAAAAUAAGUUUCUUGUUUUCAAACCUGAAAAUAGUAACUGAUUUUAUUGAUACACUCAGAAGCAAUAGAUAAAACUCCCCAGAUAUUAGCAUUUCAUUUAUGAGCUAAAUAUACAAUGUUGUUUAUCUGAAAUUAUCUUAUUUCUUAAACUUUUUUUUUUUUGCUAGAAAUACAAAAUUAAAAGAGGCUGUGUUUCCAACUUUAUCAAAAUUCUAGAAAUGUUGAAAAACACUAUUUCACAUUUACACUGUUUCCAUUAAAUCAUAAUUAUGUAAAUAUAACACAAAAGAACUCACCUGAUAAGUCAUUCUAUGUCAUUCUAUAGUUCAUGGAUGU